CUUUUUCCAUGUGGAGGCUCUUUCAAUGGACGUGUCCCCGCGUGCUUCUUAGACGGUCUGCGGUCUCCUAAAGGUCGACCAUGGUGGCCGGGACCCGCUGUCUUCUAGCGUUGCUGCUUCCCCAGGUCCUCCUGGGCGUUGCGGCCGGCCUCAUUCCCGAGCUGGGCCGGAGGAAGUUCGCGGUGUCUGCUGGCCGGUCUUCGUCCCAGCCCUCGGACGACGUCCUGAGUGAGUUCGAGUUGCGGCUGCUUAGCAUGUUCGGCCUGAAGCAGAGACCCACCCCCAGCAGGGGUGCCGUGGUGCCCCCCUACAUGCUGGACCUGUACCGCCGGCACUCGGGCCAGCCUGGCGCGCCCGCCCCGGACCACCGGCUGGAGAGGGCAGCCAGCCUCGCCAACACCGUGCGCAGCUUCCACCACGAAGAAUCUUUGGAAGAAUUGCCAGAAAUGAGUGGAAAAACAACCCGUAGAUUCUUCUUUAAUUUAACUUCUAUCCCCACUGAGGAGUUUAUCACCUCAGCAGAACUUCAGGUCUUUCGGGAACAGAUGCAGGAAACUUUGGAAAACAAUAGCAGUUUCCAUCACCGAAUUAAUAUUUAUGAAAUUAUAAAACCUGCCACAGCCAACUCCAAGUUCCCCAUGACCAGACUUCUGGACACCAGGUUGGUGACUCAGAAUGCCAGCAGGUGGGAGAGCUUUGAUGUCACCCCUGCCGUGAUGAGGUGGACAGCACAGGGGCUCGCCAACCAUGGAUUUGUGGUGGAGGUGGCCCACCCAGAGGACAGCCACGGGGUCUCCAAGAGGCACGUGCGGAUUAGCAGGUCUUUGCACCAAGACGAGCACAGCUGGUCACAGAGAAGGCCCUUGCUGGUCACUUUUGGCCACGAUGGGAAAGGACACCCUCUCCACCAAAGAGAAAAGCGUCAGGCGAAACACAAACAGCGGAAACGCCUCAAGUCCAGUUGUAAGAGACACCCUUUGUACGUGGACUUCAGUGACGUGGGGUGGAAUGACUGGAUCGUCGCCCCCCCGGGGUAUCAUGCCUUUUACUGCCAUGGGGAGUGCCCUUUCCCCCUGGCCGAUCACCUGAACUCCACGAACCACGCCAUCGUCCAGACGCUGGUCAACUCAGUUAACUCUAAGAUUCCCAAGGCAUGCUGUGUCCCAACGGAACUCAGUGCCAUCUCCAUGCUGUACCUUGACGAGAAUGAAAAGGUGGUAUUAAAGAACUAUCAGGACAUGGUUGUCGAGGGUUGUGGGUGUCGUUAGCACAGCAAAAUAAAAUAAAAUAAAUAUAUAUAUAUAUAUAUAUUUUAGAAAAAAGCAAAAAAAACAAAAUCAAGUUGACACUUUAAUAUUUCCCAAUGAAGACUUUAUUUAUGUAAUGGA
This is a messenger RNA of Mesoplodon densirostris (Blainville's beaked whale), 1388 nucleotides long. RefSeq names its product bone morphogenetic protein 2 (gene BMP2). Gene Ontology annotation, molecular function: cytokine activity; BMP receptor binding; growth factor activity. The record is from RefSeq and is a predicted model, not a curated record. Gene Ontology annotation, cellular component: extracellular region. The transcript has 3 exons. NCBI's taxonomy places the organism in Eukaryota, Metazoa, Chordata, Mammalia, Artiodactyla, Ziphiidae. Gene Ontology annotation, biological process: BMP signaling pathway; negative regulation of transcription by RNA polymerase II; SMAD protein signal transduction. The coding region runs from base 81 to 1268 and encodes 395 amino acids.